Molecule: messenger RNA, 852 nt
Organism: Encephalitozoon intestinalis ATCC 50506
Lineage: Eukaryota; Fungi; Microsporidia; Unikaryonidae
Exons: 1
Coding region: 1-852 (283 amino acids)
Source: RefSeq, a predicted model, not a curated record
AUGUAUGGCACAGCAAAGAUUGUCGGAGAGUGCUUCAAGGAAACCAUCUGCGAGAUAACACGUCUGAUUGACAAAAAUGGGGAGCAUCUUCUCCUGUGUGGGCCAGACCAAGAAAUACUUCAAGCAAUCGUUGGGGUGGUGAAGAGCCAUGCAGAAAAGAUAAGCAGAACAGUGGUUAAAGUCCUCCCAACCACUCCAAAAGACGAAAGUCCCGACGGAAAGGUUUUUUUUAUUGAUAUAGAGGGAGAAAUGCCCAUUUCCCGUCAGCUGCACGUAUACCAUUAUCUUGAAAAGACCAGGACCCAUCCCUGCUGCCUGCUUCUUGUAUCGAACUCGUGCACUUCUCUGGACAGACUGGAAAGGCGUAUCAAGUCAAGAUUCAAUCACCGGAUAUUUUUCACAGGUUUUCUUCCUUUUGAGCUAUACAGAACUCUGCAUAUGCAACUUGCCGCCACAGACAAUGAAGAAGAAAUCCAGAGACAAUACAAUAUCGAUCCAAGCAUUUCAGUUCUGUUGAAGAAAAUAGUCUUGAAAAAGUACUCCAUUCCAGAAUACUCCAUAGAAACUCUAUACUCCUUACUGAACCCUGUCCAUGUGGCCCUUACAAUGAUGGCAUUCAAAAGAAGAAUAAAGUAUAUCAGCUGUGUGCCAGAGUUUCGGGCCUUUACAUCAGAUGCCAACGAGCUCAGGGGAGUAACUAACAUGGAAAUCCUAUUUUACUUCCUUGACAUUCUUGACUUCGGUCUCAUAGACAGGGAGGGUGUUCUACUUGUGGAUAUGUCCAGCUUCAAAAAGCACGUGUCUGGUUGUAGGCCAUUGUAUCUGAGGAACUUGAUGUAUAAAAACCUGUAA